Messenger RNA from Coregonus clupeaformis (lake whitefish), 2759 nucleotides. Its product is annotated as polyadenylate-binding protein 4. Gene Ontology annotation, molecular function: RNA binding. The record is from RefSeq and is a predicted model, not a curated record. The transcript has 15 exons. Bases 431 to 2350 code for a protein of 639 amino acids. Gene Ontology annotation, cellular component: ribonucleoprotein complex. NCBI's taxonomy places the organism in Eukaryota, Metazoa, Chordata, Actinopteri, Salmoniformes, Salmonidae.
CCACGCAGUCUCUUUCCCCGGCCACAAAACAACCGUGAGUGUCUAACUCACCGUUCUUUAACAACUUUAAAAAACCAAAAAAAUAUAAAAAAUAUAAAACAUAUAAAAUCUUAAAAAUAAAUAGGCCUACCGUAAUAUACGAAAUAAAACUAAAUCGCUAAAUUGUGUUAACAGGAGGCCCCGGGCUAAAUCCGACGUUUAGGACAAUUAUAUUUAUCAGGAGAAUACGCCGAAAUUCCAUUCUGUUUUUAGCUGUCACUUUUCCUUGGGAGCCAGUCUUGAAAUUUAGAUCGGAACACAAGUCACAUUCUGAGUGUUUUUUUUACUCACAAAUUACGCACAGAUUCUGCCCCGGAGAACAAUUCUUAAAAAACAAUUCCCGUGGUUAUAGCGUGAAAGAAGAAUUCAUACAUUUUGUGCAGUCCAAGAAAUGAACACAGCGACUACAGGGAGUUAUCCAAUGGCUUCUCUCUAUGUUGGCGAUCUGCACCCUGAUAUCACGGAGGCUAUGCUGUAUGAGAAAUUCAGCCCAGCAGGACCGGUGUUGUCUAUUCGAGUAUGUCGUGAUAUGAUCACCCGACGCUCUCUGGGUUAUGCCUAUGUGAAUUUCUCGCAACCCACGGACGCCGAGAGAGCCCUGGACACCAUGAACUUUGAUGUGGUGAAAGGGAAGCCAAUCAGAAUCAUGUGGUCACAGAGAGACCCCUCCCUCAGGAAGUCUGGGGUGGGCAACGUGUUCAUCAAGAACCUGGACAAGACCAUCGACAACAAGGCCCUCUAUGACACCUUCUCUGCCUUUGGGAACAUUCUGUCUUGCAAAGUUGUGUGUGAUGAGAAUGGAUCCAAAGGAUAUGCGUUUGUGCACUUUGAGACGCAGGACGCAGCCGACCGCGCCAUUGAAAAGAUGAACGGCAUGCUUCUGAACGACCGCAAGGUGUUCGUUGGACGUUUCAAGUCUCGGAAGGAGAGGGAGGCAGAACUUGGGGCCAAAGCAAAGGAGUUCACCAAUGUCUACAUCAAGAACUUUGGAGAUGACAUGAACGAUGACAAGCUAAAGGAAAUGUUUGACCAAUACGGUAGAAUUCUCAGCGUGAAGGUUAUGACCGACCCCAGUGGCAAAUCCCGAGGCUUUGGCUUUGUCAGUUACGAGAAACACGAGGACGCUAACAAGGCAUGUGAGGAGAUGAACGGCCAAGAGUUCAAUGGAAAAACAGUAUUUGUGGGACGCGCUCAGAAGAAGAUGGAACGGCAGGGGGAGCUGAAGAGGAAGUUUGAGAUGCUGAAACAGGAGAGGAUCAGCCGUUACCAGGGCGUUAACCUGUACAUUAAGAACUUGGACGACACCAUUGACGACGAGAAACUGCGCAAGGAAUUCACCCAAUUCGGGUCCAUCACCAGUGCCAAAGUCAUGCUGGAGGAGGGACGGUCCAAGGGCUUUGGCUUUGUCUGCUUCUCUUCUCCUGAGGAAGCCACCAAGGCUGUGACUGAGAUGAACGGGCGCAUCGUGGGCUCCAAGCCCCUCUACGUGGCCUUGGCUCAGCGCAAAGAAGAGCGCAAGGCCCACCUCACUAACCAGUACAUGCAGCGCAUCACUGGCAUGAGGGCCAUGCCUGCCAACGCCAUCAUCAACCAGUUCCAGCCCGCCAGCGGAUACUUCAUGCCUGCAGUGCCACAAGGCCAAAACAGGACCACCUACUAUGCACCCAAUCAGUUGACCCAGAUGAGGCCCAACCCCCGCUGGCAGCAGCAGGGUGGCAGAGGCCAAGGUGGGUUCCAGGGGUUGCCCAACUCUCUGCGCCAGCCUGGUCCACGUGCCAACCUGAGACACCUGGCUCCCAACACCAGUGCCCAGGGCCCACGAGGCAUGGGGCCUGCUGGAGCUCAGAGAGUUGGAGGUGUUGGCCAGGCCAUGGGUCCUCGUCCCUCCAUGGGAGUCCCUGCCCCUCGUGCCAUGCCACCCUACAAGUACGCCACCAGCAUACGCAACACUAACCCCCAGGGUGUGCAGCCCAUUGCCUUACAGCAGGCUCAGCCAGCUGUACAUGUGCAGGGUCAGGAGCCUCUCACAUCCUCCAUGCUAGCUUCUGCACCUCCUCAGGAGCAGAAGCAGAUGCUGGGGGAGCGCCUGUUCCCCCUGAUCCAGGCCAUGCACCCCAGCUUGGCAGGGAAGAUCACUGGGAUGUUGCUUGAGAUCGACAACUCUGAGCUGCUGCACAUGCUGGAGUCCCACGAAUCCCUGCGCUCCAAGGUGGAGGAGGCUGUUGCCGUGCUCCAGGCCCACCAGGCAAAGAAGGAUGCCACACAGAAAGUUGGAGUCAUCACUUCAACCGCUGCUGACGCUACUUCCUGAUGUGACACAAACAACUGAGAAAAAGAUGGGGAGAGAUCACUACAUUGGCUUCAAAUGCCUGGGUCAUCUCUAUAAAAUCCUAUGCAAAAAGAAAUAAAAACAAGGUUAAAAAAAGAUUUACAAAAAAAGAUAUACUCUUGAACGUUUAAAAGAAGAUUACAGUACUUCAUUUGUGUAGUUCUGUAAUAAUUUGAAACUUUACCAAAAGCAAAACUUCCAACUAAAUAAGGCCCUUUAUUUUGUGGCCAGGACAGACCCCUUUUCUCUGAGGAAAAUUAGCUUUGCUCUUAGUCUUUGUUUUAAUGUUUUGUUUUAUGAUUUGAACAAUUGGAUUCCUCCAUCCCAUCAUGUUAUCAUGGGUGGUGUGGUAUAUGGUAUUCUCAAUAAAGGGAUGAAUAUAUCAAAUUUA